This is a messenger RNA of Ipomoea nil (Japanese morning glory), 863 nucleotides long. RefSeq lists its product as uncharacterized. The coding region runs from base 301 to 720 and encodes 139 amino acids. NCBI's taxonomy places the organism in Eukaryota, Viridiplantae, Streptophyta, Magnoliopsida, Solanales, Convolvulaceae. The record is from RefSeq and is a predicted model, not a curated record. The transcript has 2 exons.
CUUCUCUUUCCCUGAUGGGGUUUUAAUAUGUGUAUGUAUUUGGGUCCCCAUUGGUAGAUAUGUGAAAGAGACAAAUAAUAGGCCACCCAUAUCUUCAUUCCUCUCUUCACACUCCCAUCACCCAUACAUCUGCAUGUUCUGCAGUUGAAACAGUUGAAUCCUUCCAAAAUCUGCAUUUAUUGCUCAUUUUUUCCCCCUCCCACAAUUAAGUAUAAAUUCUGCCAUUGCCAAUUGCCAGAUCUUGAAUCCCUCCAAGAAAUCAAUAAUCUUUCAGCUUCUGCAAUAACCCUAGCUAGUAUAAUGUCCAUCAUUUCCCAUCUUCUUGUAGUUGUUUUCCUGUCAUUCCUUUUCUGCCAUGGCUCAAGUGCUAGGUGUUUUGGCCUCAUCAACAAUCAACUUCCAAAGAGAUUGCAUCUUCUCAGCAAGCAGACCAUGACAGAAGAGAAGCUGAAACAUUAUAGGGCUUCCACUUCAUCAGUGCCGGAAGAAGAAUCCAUUAAAAUCAGCGAUAAGAAACAUGAGGAAAAAGCAAGAAAAGAAGCCCAUCAUCAUCAUGAUCAUGAGAAGAAGAAGAAGAUGGGUAAUAAAAAUGGCGAAAAAGAUGGUGCAGUUUCUUCUUCUGUGACAUGGAAGGUUAGAGAGAAGAAGAGGGGAGAACCACAGGCAGAGUUCAAUUUGGAUUAUUUACCGGCAAGAACACACCCUCCUGUCCACAACUGAGAGUGAUGAUGAGAUCAUGCGAGCAUAUAUGUCGGUCUUAUGUAAUGCUGGUAAUUAAUGUCUUUAAUUACGUAAUUAGGAUUUAACACUGAUGAUCAACGAGGAAAUUACCUAGUACCACUGGGUCGGCCUGGAUCUUCCUA